This is a messenger RNA of Calidris pugnax (ruff), 2873 nucleotides long. RefSeq names its product spermatogenesis associated, serine rich 2 like (gene SPATS2L). Gene Ontology annotation, molecular function: protein binding. Gene Ontology annotation, cellular component: cytoplasm. The transcript has 13 exons. The coding region runs from base 187 to 1845 and encodes 552 amino acids. Lineage: Eukaryota; Metazoa; Chordata; Aves; Charadriiformes; Scolopacidae. The record is from RefSeq and is a predicted model, not a curated record.
GUGACUAUUGUUUGGAUCCUCCGGAGUAGGUUUCUGCUCUGACUUGGCCCUCAAACAUGCUUCUCUUCCCUGCUGCUGGACACCAGUCAGCUGGUUUUGUGGGAGAUACAGUCUAUUGGAGAAGAUAGAAGAAUAAGGGCAGAAACUGGAGUAAUUCACAGUGACAAUAUUCUCACCUGAAGAGAGAUGGCAGAAAUCAAUUCUCCUGUAAAUAUCAAGGAGAAGAUCAAUGCAAUCCGAUCAAUUGUUCCGAACAAAAGCAAUAAUGAGAUAGUUCUGGUGUUGCAGCAGUUUGAUAACAAUGUAGACAAGGCUGUUCAAGCUUUCAUGGAUGGCAGCGCAACUCAGGUUCUAAAAGAAUGGAAUAUGACAGGGAAAAAGAAGAACAAUAGGAGAAAAAGAAGCAAAUCUAAACAGCACCAAGGCAAUAAAGAUCCUAAAAAUAAGAAUGGUGGACCUGAGAAGACAUCACAAGAGCCGCAAGGAAUAUAUGGCUGCCACCUGAAUGGAUGCUCUAAGGACAACUCUUGCAGUGGUUCUGCCAGUCAGAAACUGGAAGCCUCUUCUCUUGAGAACAAAGGAUCAGGAUUUGUAGAGUCUGUGCCAGUCUAUCCAGAAAUCAGAGACAAUGAACGAGAACACCAGAGAGUAUCUGUGGAAUUAAACCCAAAGAUUAUGAAUGGAGUAGAACAGCAUGAGUCUCUUCAGUCAUCAGUUCAACUCCAGUGUAACCUAGGCAGGCCAAAGUCAAAAUCUUCCUCUGUUAAAUCAUCCAGUGCUACAACCCAACUCGAAACAAAAACAGAUGAUUCAGUCAAAAAAAGAGGGCCAAAUAUUGAAAAAUCAGUAAAAGACUUGCAGCGUUGCACUGUUUCUCUAACCAGAUACCGUAUGAUGAUCAAAGAGGAAGUGGAUAACUCUGUGAAGAAGAUUAAAGCUGCUUUUGCAGAAUUACACAGCUGCAUCGUAGACAAAGAAGUGUCAUUAAUGGCAGAAAUUGAUAAAGUUAAAGAAGAAGCCAUGGAAAUCCUGACUGCUCGGCAGAAGAAAGCUGAGGAGCUGAAGAGGCUGACAGACCUAGCCAGUCAGAUGGCUGAAGCACAACUGUCUGAACUCAGGGCUGAAAUUAAGCACUUUGUGAGUGAACGGAAAUACGAUGAAGAGCUGGGCAGGUCUGCCCGAUUUUCCUGUGAUACGGAACAGCUGAAGACCCAAAUUCAGCUCUGUGGAGAAAUUUCUCAUCCAAAGAACAACUAUUCCUCAAGAACACCAUGUAGUUCAGUGCUGUCUUCUAUGACCUCGCAUGUAACAACUGGCAAGCAAAAUGCACACACACGGAAGUCCUCCAAGAACUCUGAUAACAAAACAGCCAGCACUAAAGUACAAGGUCAUCUUUCUUCCAGUCCUACAGAAUCUUCUUCCCAAGGAAUCCCAACAAACAAGCAGAAUGGGCCUUCUAACCAGAGACGAAGAUUCAACCCACAGCACCAAAACAUCCGGCUCAAUGGAUCUCUUAAGUCCCAAGCUGCCACUAAUGAGGCAGAUCAAAAUAACGUAAAGAGUGGUUCCAGGUCUGAACACAGAAGACAGCAGCAUAACAGCUUCAGAUCUAAAAAUAAAGGAGCUAUGAAAAAUCAAGACCAACCCACAGCUACAAGGACCACAGAGAAUCCAACACACUCAGAAAAGACCCGACGAAAGCACCAUACGCCAGACACGGCGCAUCCCAGGCCUUUCCAAGGCAGUGUCGGCAGGGUGUCGCAGUGCAACUUGUGUCCCGCAAGGAUGGAGGUCUCUGCUGACGCCACUGUUCUUUCAGUGCCAGCUGUGACUCUAGUGGCUUAAAAUGUCACCGUGACAGCAGGCAGAGAAAAUUUUAAUCUCUUCAUUUUAGUUUCUUGCUCGAGAUGCUUGUUGGUGAAGAAAAUAAGUCAGAACAUAGUCAUUUUAAAUCUGUUGCUACUUAAAACUUGACAGUAUCUUUAUUACUUACUAAUUAUCAAAAUCAAUUCAUACUUUCAAGGCUUUGCCCAAUAUGUUCACAGUUAUUUUGUCAUGGUAGUACAGAAUCUUACCAAAGCAGCAUUUACUUCUUAGAAAAAAGAAAUCUAGAUUGGAAAAAUAAUUUUAUAAUUAAAUUCAUAAUAGCAAAAAUAUGUUGUAGAUAUGUGGUUAUACCACAUUAUUGUUUUCUAGAGCAGCCUGUGUUAGAAGGAUCCCAGGAAGUUCGUAUGCUGUGAUCUGCAAUGAAAUCAGAUAAUCUUGUAGAACUUUUCAGCAAAUCUCUAUACACCUCUUUCUUUCUGUGUGUGUAUACACACGUACAUGCAUGCACACUGUAUAUGCAGAGAAUGUUGUUAUAUACAAGAACAUUUGAAAAAGCAGUACAUUUGAUUUUAGCUUAUUAUUCCAUAAUCUGAGGUCUUUAAAUUCAAGUAUAAAUUGUAUUAAAUGUAUUACAUAUUGGUAUUUUUCAUUGACAAACUAUUUUUAUGAGGCUGAGGAAAAAUGCUCAUUUCUUAAGUUCUGAAUGUAUAUAGUCAUGGCACAACCCUAUUCUCCAUCCUUAUAAGCCACUUUUCUAUGACUAGUUGGAUUUAUUUUUUUGCAUAUGAAAAAUUGCAGGUGUUCUAGACUUGAAUCCGAUUUAUUUUUCUAUAUUUUUGCUGUAGGAACCAUCUGUCCAUAACGAGAGCUACGACUAAUAAAUUUGUUACAGCAACAUGCAGCAGAAUAUGGAGGUACAUAUUUGAGCAGAUACUACAUCCUUCAGAAUUUUCUAUUAAAAUAAAAAUCUUACUUAGUCUUAAUGUUCUGAUUCUGUAUUUCAGAAAACCUGUUUCUUUCAAAAAAUUAAAAUCUUUCUAAAAUAU